CAUCAGCUGCCAAUCAAAGCACGGGACUUGGACCAAGCAGCUUGCUGCGCGACCUCCGACCGCGCCCACCAAAUUUGUUGACAAGCAACCACCACAAGGUAUUCUAUUCACUCGUGCUCGACAACGAACAGGCAAGCAUUCUUGCACCUCAGCUCCCCAGAAGGCAGCUCCAGCGAGACGAGCUUUGCCCACAGCGAACCCCUGUCGAAACCUUGAAUAGCGAUAUUAAAUCCGACACAGUCGUCAUUCCUGGAUACGUACCUCUUAGCCUGUGCCUCAAGGGACGGUCAACCCCUUACGUAGCGAUACCUACCGACGAGACAAUGCGCUGAAGUUUCGGACGGCGACUGCACCGUGGAGCCACAUGCUGUUACAAUAAACCAUAAGCUACCGGUAUAUAUCGUUUUAGGGAUAGUUCUGAUCCCCUUCCAAAUCCCGCGCAUUCUCAACAACCAAGCUUUUGUCCAGAGGGGACCGACUUGGGUCCCCUAGACAAAUCACUAGCCAUGCCGCCUACUGGCGGAGGAAAUAUCAAGGUGGUGGUGAGAUGUCGACCUUUCAAUAGCAGAGAAAUCGAAAGAGGUGCAAAAUGUAUCGUGGAGAUGAAAGGGAACCAGACAGUGGUCACCGCACCUGAAGGGAAAGGCGUGAAAGAUGGAGGACCAAAAGCCUUUGCAUUUGAUCGUUCGUACUGGUCUUUCAAUAAGGACGACCCCAAUUACGCUGGCCAAUCGAACCUUUUCGACGAUCUGGGACAGCCCCUUCUCGACAAUGCAUUCCAAGGCUACAACAACUGUAUCUUCGCCUAUGGCCAAACCGGUUCAGGAAAGUCAUAUUCUAUGAUGGGCUAUGGGAAGGAAAUAGGGAUUGUUCCCUUGAUUUGCCAGGAUAUGUUCAGAAGGAUCGAUGAGCUGAAGAAGGAUAAAACAACGAAGUGCACAGUCGAAGUUUCUUAUCUCGAGAUCUACAACGAGCGUGUCCGAGAUUUACUCAACCCCUCAACCAAAGGCAACCUCAAAGUCCGAGAACAUCCCUCCACAGGUCCCUAUGUGGAGGAUCUCGCCAAGCUUGCAGUCAACGAAUUUCAAGAAAUUGAACAUCUCAUGGAUGAAGGAAACAAGGCCCGAACAGUUGCCGCAACCAACAUGAACCAAACAUCAAGUCGAAGUCACGCCGUCUUCACCCUGAUGUUGACACAGAAGAAAUACGAUGCUGACACAAAGAUGGAGAUGGAAAAGGUCGCCAAGAUCAGUCUGGUGGAUUUGGCAGGUUCUGAACGAGCGACAUCCACUGGAGCCACUGGUGCAAGGCUGAAAGAGGGUGCUGAGAUCAACCGAUCAUUGUCGACGUUGGGUCGCGUCAUUGCCGCUUUGGCCGACCUGUCAACCGGCGGCAAGAAGAAAAAAGGCACCGGUCAAGUUCCCUACCGAGACAGUGUCCUGACGUGGUUGUUGAAAGAUUCGCUAGGCGGUAACAGUAUGACGGCAAUGAUUGCAGCCGUCAGCCCGGCUGAUAUCAAUUUUGAUGAAACGCUCAGCACUCUCCGUUAUGCCGACUCCGCUAAGCGAAUCAAGAACCACGCUGUUGUCAACGAGGAUGCUAAUGCCCGUAUGAUCAGAGAAUUGAAGGAGGAGUUAUCGCUAUUGAGAAGCAAACUUGGGAAUGGCCCUGUUCCUGGUGGAGCUGCUGGAGGCGGACUCGUCACCGGAGAGACUUAUCCUGAAGGCACACCCCUAGAUCAGCAGAUGGUCAGCAUCACUGGCUCGGACGGUGUUCUGAAGAAGGUCUCGAAGGCAGAGAUCGCAGAGCAGUUGAGCCAGAGUGAAAAGCUGCUUACGGAUCUAAAUCAGACAUGGGAGGAGAAACUAUUAAAAACGGAGGAAAUCCACAAAGAACGUGAAGCAGCCCUCGAAGAACUCGGUGUCAGUAUUGAGAAAGGUUUUGUUGGCCUACAUACGCCGAAGAAGAUGCCGCAUUUGGUCAACUUGUCUGACGAUCCGCUUCUGGCUGAGUGCCUUGUCUAUAACCUCAAGCCGGGUACCACAACAGUCGGCAAUGUCGAUACCAACGCCGAUCAUCAAGCGAACAUCCGACUUAAUGGAUCCAGGAUAUUGCACGAUCAUUGCACUUUUGAAAAUGCUCCUGAUGGGACUGUGACUCUCACUCCCAGUGAAGGUGCUUCGGUCAUGAUCAACGGAAAGCGUAUAACCGAGCCAUCACAACUCCAUUCUGGUUAUCGUGUCAUUCUGGGCGAUUUCCAUAUUUUCCGAUUUAAUCACCCUAUGGAGGCGAGAGCAGAGCGGGCUGAGGUACCAGAGAGACCACAGAGCUUGCUUCGACACUCUAUCACAGCUAGUCAGCUCCAGGCGCUGGACCGAGGCUCACCCUCACCAAGUCCCCGACCCGGCCACGAAAGAUCAUUUAGUAGGGUCUCAGAAUUUGGCGACAUCUCUAGACCAGAGUCUCCAUCAAUAUUCCAGAGAAGUGGUAGGGAAUCGGACUGGUCGCUCGCAAGACGAGAAGCCGCUGGUGCAAUUCUUGGAUCUGAUCAAAACCUCACCAGUCUUACUGACGAGGAGCUCAAUGCUUUAUUCGAGGAUGUGCAGAGGGCAAGGGCGGAACGAGUGAAUGGUCGCGAGGAUGGGGACGAUUCGGAGUCUUCCUACCCGAUCAGGGAUAAGUACCUGUCGAACGGUACGAUGGAUAACUUCUCGUUGGAUACCGCUUUGACAAUGCCCUCAACCCCAAAACAAGGAGAGCCCGACGAUAGAUUGAAAGAGGUCCGCGAGGAGUUGCAAAACAGAUUGGAGAAACAGAAAGAAGAGUACCAGGACCAACUAAAGAGCGCUGAGGCUGCUAACGUCGAGAUCGAAGAAAUCAAACAGGAGAAGGUCAAGAUGGAGGCGGCGUUGAAGGAGUUAAAGGAAGACAUGCAGAAACAGCUAAACCAACAGCGGAAGCAAUUCGAAGAAAAGAUCGAAAAGAUGGAUCCCCUCAAGAUGCCAAAGAAGAGCCCGACCCUCUCAGAAGAAGAGAUUGAGAUGGCAAAGAAGACUGUCAAAACUUGGCGAGGCCGACAUUUUGUGAAGAUGGCCGAGGCGGUGUUGCAAAACGCAUCCAUUCUCAAAGAAGCCCAGGUCAUGAGCCACGAACUUGACGAGCACGUCGUUUUCCAAUUUGCGGCGGUUGACGUCGGCCAUGUUUUGUGCUCGUCCUAUGAUAUGGUGCUCAAUGGACUUACUGGUGAGGGCGAUGAUGUGGCACUGGAGGAAGCUCACAAGCCGUGCAUUGGCAUUCGUGUGGUUGACUACAAGCAUAGCGUGGUUCAUUUAUGGAGUUUGGAGAAACUACAUGACCGUGUAAGGCAGAUGCGGCAGAUGCACCAGUACCUUGACCAGCCGGAAUAUGCACAGCACCUCAGUCUCGACAACCCGUUUGUUGAGACAUGUAUGCCGUCAUAUACUCUUGUGGGCGAGGUUGAUGUGCCACUCAAGGCAGUUUUCGAGUGCCGGGUCCAAGAUUCCACUCUCGAUGUCUUAUCGCCUUACACAUCACAUGUUGUCGGCAUCAUCAAGCUCUCUCUUGAACCGUCACAUGCUCGUGCACCAACAAACACUCUCAAGUUCAAUGUUGUCAUGCACGAGCUCGUGGGGUUUGCUGAACGAGAAGGCACAGAAGUCCACGCACAACUCUUCAUCCCAGGCAUUUCUGAAGAGGAUGGCAUUACCACGACCCAAAUGAUCAAAGACUUUGAUGAGGGGCCAAUUCGCUUUGAGAGUGUUCAUAGCAUGAGCAUUCCUCUAUUUGCCCCUCAAGAUGUCACCUUGAGAGUCGCCAUCUUCGCCAAAGUCUCCACGAUGCAUUUGGAUAAGCUGCUCAGCUGGGAUGAUAUGCGAGAUGCUGUGCCUGUAAGAGAAGACAAAGCCAAAGCAUCUCGAAUCAAUGAAUCGCAGUUCUACACCCAGGAGAAGCACGACCUACUCUCCCGGAUCCAAAUCAUGGAAUUGAACGAGAAUGGCGAAUAUGGCGCUGUUGAAGUCACACAAACCAGCGAGCUUGACACGGGAACUUUUCAGCUUCAUCAGGGACUGCAGCGAAGAAUCGGCAUUAAUAUCUCUCAUAGUUCUGGCGAUGCUCUUCCAUGGAGUGGCGUCACUGCCGUUCGCGUUGGAAAGAUCAGACUUGUUGACUCGGCUGGGAAGACACCUGACAUGGGAGCCAAUGAACCUGAUAUCUCUCUGAAAUUGUCACAGAGCCCGAUCUUUCGCGAGAAUGCCAACGGUACUAAGAGCCUCACAAUCUACGCUCAGUGGGAUUCCAGCUUGCACAACUCACUGCUUCUUGAUCGAGUGACGCAGGAUAAGUAUCGAGUUCAAAUGACAAUCUCAUGGGAGAUCAGCUCUGAGAAGUUGGCUGAGCCGAUGAAGUUCUCGCAAAAGGUUUGCGUGCAGAUUCUAUCAAGAACUUUCGUGCGGCAGACCUCAAUGUUCUCGGCACUCUGGCAGAAUGUUCGCUUCGUGCGCUCCUCAACUGGCAUUUUCACUCUUGCCAUGCGUCCUGCUCCUGUCAAGAAAGUCGGUGACCUGUGGAGGCUCAAUAGCCAACAUGACUACGUCAAAGGCGAGGAAGACCUAACAAGCUGGACACCCCGAGGGGUGUCGCUGGUCAGCGAUUUUCUCAUGGCUCGUAAGAAGAAAAAACGCGCUGCGGAUAUGUCAGUCACGGAGUCUGUCUUGGCUAAACUUGGUUUGGAUGGAGCAGGUACCCUGCCUGAGAAAAAAGAACCCGAGCCUGAACCGUCUCCAGAGCUAAAGCCAAUCAUUCCAAGCGACGAUGACCUGCUUAAUGAUACACCGGAAACUUCACAGACUCCUUCUCUCGAUGAUGAGGAGCAGCCUCAACUCUUGAAAGAAGCACAGCAACCUGAGACGGAUCUCUCUAACCCAGAGCAGCCUGAAAUAACAGAAACCUACAUCGAUGAACAUGACAAGCCUGUCAAAGAAGAGUCAGAGAAGGAAUACACAGAAGAAACGUCAUCGGAGACACCAGAAGCUACGGAACUCGAGGAGGAAGAAACAAUUGCUGUGGAAGAGCCACUGCCCAAGCCCGAGUACGAUGAAGACCAGGCCUAUCUUUUGACAAAGUGCCUGAAGCUCUGGAAGAAAUAUCCCGAUCCAUCGAACAACAUCCUCAGCCCGACCAACAUGGCACCUCCAACAGACGGUCUGAUGACAGACGGUCCAACGCAGCCGACACUUAUCGCAACAGUUAUCCGAGUACCAAAGAACCCCAAAGUUCUGAAAGGCGGUUACCUGAUGAUUCCGAACAGCGACUCAACUAGGUGGGUCAAAAGAUUCGUCGAGCUGCGGCGACCGUACCUUCAUUUGCACUCUGCUACUGAUGGUGACGAGGUUGGGCUCAUCAGUUUGAGAAACUCUCGUAUAGACAGUCAGCCUGGGGUGUUGGGCCUGCUCCAGGGGCCCGAUGAUUCUGGGGUGCAAGGUCAAGAUGGGGGAACCGAUUUCACACCAGGACAUCGACGAACUGGGUCGGGCCGUGUUAUCUCUACUAUAUGGACCGGCAGUGGACCUGGCGCCUCAUCAGGAGGGCCAGGCCUUCAGCGACUACCAGAGCGGAUGCAGUCCGCAGUGUUUGCCAUUUAUGGAACAGACAACACUUGGCUAUUCGCAGCACGGAGCGAGCGUGACAAAAUGGACUGGAUCUUUCGAAUCGAUCAAACAUAUAUGUCAAGCAAUGACAGCGUCCCCGGAAGUGGGAUAGCCAGCCCCUACCCCGGGAGCGAUUUCUAGAGCGGGGUGAGCCUGCUUGUUAUGAGUGUAAUGACUUGCAACGUCCUCUUGGGGAAACGAUUUUCUUUGUAAUUAUUUGAUGGUGAAUUAGAUGAGAUGACUUAUACCCCCACAGGAGUAGGAGGGCAAUCAUGUAGAUUUGCUUAAAUUUUGGAUAUAUCUUGGAUAAAAGAAUCACUUGAGAACCACAGAAAAAAACAAGCGCAAUGGUCACGCCGAGCAUCCGGUUUUCUGUUGUAGAUACCUGUGCUGUUACCCCUAUCGGCCAUUGUGAGGUUAUGCUAAGCCAAAUACCGUGGAGCUUCUUCAAUGGUUCUGACGCAAGAGAGACCCAUGCUGUGAAUUAGAGGCUCUAGUUUGCCAUGCUAUGACACAAUCGACACGAGGACCAUCAGAGCUGAGGGCAGCUACCAUAGUUCACCUCCUAUAGAUUCAGAAAUAUGUUGGAUCUUUCCUUGCCAAA
This is a messenger RNA of Fusarium verticillioides 7600, 6273 nucleotides long. RefSeq names its product kinesin family member 1/13/14. The transcript is spliced from 2 exons. NCBI's taxonomy places the organism in Eukaryota, Fungi, Ascomycota, Sordariomycetes, Hypocreales, Nectriaceae. Gene Ontology annotation, cellular component: kinesin complex; microtubule. Bases 507 to 5810 code for a protein of 1767 amino acids. Gene Ontology annotation, molecular function: ATP binding; microtubule binding; microtubule motor activity. The record is from RefSeq and is a predicted model, not a curated record. Gene Ontology annotation, biological process: microtubule-based movement; cytoskeleton-dependent intracellular transport.